Chelmon rostratus (copperband butterflyfish) is the source of this 7178-nucleotide messenger RNA. RefSeq names its product Nance-Horan syndrome a (congenital cataracts and dental anomalies) (gene nhsa). The transcript is spliced from 9 exons. Lineage: Eukaryota; Metazoa; Chordata; Actinopteri; Chaetodontiformes; Chaetodontidae. Gene Ontology annotation, biological process: lens development in camera-type eye; cell differentiation. The record is from RefSeq and is a predicted model, not a curated record. The coding region runs from base 172 to 4719 and encodes 1515 amino acids.
CCGGCGCAGCAGCCAGGAGCACAACAGUCCUCUCUAACAAAUGAAAGGAUGGGGGGCAUCAGCAGCUGCAGCUGAAUUCAGAAAAACUGGAUCAGGGGCCGAGGGGCGAGAACUGCUUUCUGCUCACUCUUGGGUCACUUUUAUUGGAUUUAUUCCCCGGUCCACACCAACAUGCCAUUUGCCAAACGAGUCGUGGAACCUCAGUUGCUGUGCAGGUAUCAAAUCCCAAACGAGGAGGGUCUGCUUUUCGAGGAUCUGGUCUCCAUCAGUAAUGUGGCUCUAUCUCGGACCUUGCGGCAGCUGUCGGACCUGGCCAGACAUGCCUGCUCCAUAUUCCAGGAGCUGGAAAACGACAUCACAUCCACCAACCAUCGGGUCAGGGGGCUGCAGAGUAAGAUCAACCAGCUUCUGCAGACCUCCUCCGAGCUGGACCCCAAACAGGAGGCAGUGCCGGUGUCUAACCUGGACGUGGAGAGUAAGCUGACAACACAUUACCAAGCUCCCUGGCACCAGCAGAGGAACGUUUUCCACCCCUCCAGCCGGCCAGCAUGUGUAGAAGAGCUCCACAGGCAAGCCAACCUCAGCCUGUGGGCCCUGCAGCCAGAUCACCAGAGGAGACGGUCGGGCAGCAGGGAGCGAAGAGUAACCAUCUCGAUCUCUGCGGUGCCCCCGAUGCCCAUGUACCCCUCCCCGCUCAGCGUCCGGAGGCAAGAAAAGAGGUCCAUAAAACUGACAACGUUUGAAUCCACCCGCUCCUCCUCCCCUACCGAAUGUUGCCGCUUCUCUCCCUGGAGCAGAAAGGCUGCGCCCUUUGACCCCGACACUGACGGGGUGGCUCUAGGUCACCGGUCUAAGUUUCCCAUCCCUAACAUCCCCUCCACCCUGGACAAGCAGACUAACUGGUCUAAAGCCCUGCCGCUGCCCACCCCAGAGGAAAGAAUGAAAAGCAGUUCCCAAGUCAUCAACUCAUGUGUCAUUCCCAUUAAUGUGACUGGGGUUGGCUUUGACAGAGAUGCUAGUGUGCGCUGCUCGCUCGUUCACUCGCAGUCUGUGCUUCAGAGGAGGAGGAAGCUGAGGAGACGGAGGACGGUCGCCGGCGUUCCCAGGCAGCUGCAGCAAGAUUUAGACUCUGAUGACUCUCCCAGUUCCAGAGAGCGGACAGUGAUCGUUCACGCCAGUCCUGACAUCACUCCCUCCAGCGAGGAGCUGGCCAGCCAUCUCAACACCAGGGACUCAGGUUGCCAGACAGAAGACUUUUUGAUCUCAGGAGCGCCGUCUCGGAGGAGGAUCAGAGCCCAGAGAAGUCAGGGAGUCUCCCUCUCCAUUUCCCACUCUGCAGGCAACAUCUCGUGCCUGCCGGACAGCGUCGACGCCAUGUUCACCAGCUCUGUGGGCGCACGCCUGCGCUCCCGAAGUCUGCCCCGAGACGGGAACCGGAUGAUAGACAACGGGCGUAACGACAGCGACGAUGAGGAGGAGCUUUCCCCCUUCGACGCUGAGGACUUCCUGCCUGGACCUGGGGAGCUGAUUCUGAAGGAUGAAGAAGAGAGCAUGGAUGAACAGGCCAUGGCUGAACACCAGCUGGGCCUGAAGUACAAGCAGCUCUCAGAGAGUCCGGAGCGCAGCUGGAUGGAGAGGACCAGAUCCCAGCUGCCCAGGAAGGCCGACAUGGGCAGCUGUGAGAUCUCAUCCAGUUCAGACACCUUCAGCAGCCCCGUCCACUCGGUCUCAGUCGCAGGGGUGCUGGGAGGACAGAUGGACCACAAGGACGACCACCAGUCCUCAAGUGGGAACUGGAGCGGGAGCAGCUCCACCUGCCCCUCACAGACCUCAGAAACAAUCCCCCCAGCUGCCUCUCCGCCGCUGACGGGCUCCUCGCACUGCGACUCUGAGCUCUCCCUGAACACUGCCACUCACCCCAUCGAUGACCAGACCAGCUUCAUGCUGGACCACUACCAGGGCAUGAGGACCCAGCGGGCAGGCUCCUUCUCCUCCACAGCCAUGGACAUAUUAGAGGAAGUCGGGGUCAGCACUCCCAUCGAGGGUGAGUGGGGUUACCCCCACCCGGACCCUCCGCGCUCGCAGGACUUCAGCCCCGAGCCGAGCAGAGAGGCCGAGAGCAGCCUGGGCUGCCCCAGCUACACCAGCAUGGCCACCUGCGAGAGCAGCUACUCCGACAAACCGGCGUCGGAGAAGGCUGACUCCGUCUCACACUACUCCGUAGACACUGAAGGCUACUACACCUCCAUGCACUUUGACUGUGGUCUGAAAGGUAGCAAAAGCUUCACUUACAACUAUGCAUCCCCCGGCUCUGAUUGCACCCAUUCUGAUUUAAGUGGUCACAUGACUCUGGGGAGACGCUGCCUCUCUUUAAGGAAACCAAAGGUGAAGCCGUCUCCGCCGAAGAGGAGUUCAUCCUUGAGAAAAAUAUGCAGUGAGGGAAACAUCCCUGACAAGAAAGAACCAAAGAUUACUUGCGGGCAGCAGCUUUCUGCUAAGGAGAGGAAACUGCAGCUGGUUUUGUCCAGCUCCCCGGGUCAUAUAGAGAACUCCUCACUAGUCAGGGAGCCCCUUGUGGUCUGGGGGGUUGAGGGCUCAGCCGAUCUACCUGACUUAGGCGUGUUCAGCUCCACAGAUGCACAUUCAUUUAAGGAUGAAGGGGUUGUACAGUCAGACUAUGCAGAUCUGUGGCUACUGAAUGAUUUAAAAUCCAGCGAUCCAUACCGAUCUUUGUCCAACUCCAGCACAGCGACAGGUACGACGGUCAUUGAAUGCAUCAAGUCACAGGAAAGCUCCGAGUCUCAGACGUCCCAGUCUGGCUCCAGAGCCACCACCCCGUCACUUCCAUCAGUGGAGGGAGACUUCAAGCUAACCUCUCCAGAGAAGCUAGCAGGCCUGGCCAGCCCAUCCAGCGGCUACUCCAGUCAGUCAGAAACCCCCACCUCCUCAUUCCCCUCCGCCUUCUUUCCUGGACCGCUGUCACCGUCCAGCGGCAAGAGGAAGCCCAAAGUCCCGGAGAGGAAGUCGUCUCUGUCCUCGCUGUCGCUGCAGUCGCUCUCCUGCAGGGAAGGAGCCACCUCGAAGAGAGACCUGGAGCUGCCAAUCAUCCCUCCCUCCCACCUCGAUUUAAGUGCCCUUCACAGUGUCAGCAACAAGGCUUCAGCUUACAGGACCCAGAUUCAGGUCCUGCAUCAAAACAAGCAAAAAGCUGCAGUGUCUGCCAAACUGACAGCACCACCUAACUCAGAGUUGUUUAACGCCCACGCCAUGUCCAUCACACCCACAGCGCUGCACUCGGUACAGCUGCGAUCCAUCAGAAAGGAUCAUGAGGGAAGUCAUGAGGACAAAACUUCCACACUCAAAUGUCCCACUGUGAACUUAACUAGCACACUUUCCAGUAGUAAGUCCUUAGAGCUGAAGAGUCCCCCGUUAUACAACUCACAUCAACAUCACAUGUCCCCGCAGGGGCCCUGUGAAUCAAUGUUUACCUCAAACGAAGAGCUUGCAGAUGGAGAAGCAGGAUGUCAAAGUGAGACGAGGACCAAGUCGGACAGAGAGGCUCCUUCAGAGAGCAUGACAGCAUUCAGUCUGCAGGCGGAGGCGUCGUCAGACAUCCCCGAGAGGGCCGCUGGUCACGAAGGAGAAGCGUGCGGAGAGACGGCGGAAAUAUCCGUCUGCAGCUCGCAGUCGCGGCCUUUACAACAGCAAAGAGCUGAGCCGUCUGAAGAAGAAGAAGAACUGUGUCCUCCUCCCUCUGCUCUGCACGGUUCACCCAAGAGAUGCAGCAGUCUCGAUAAAGUGCCUGCUACCGGCGGCCAAUCAGAAGCGUUGCGAGAGAGUCCAGUCGGAAAUGAAGGCAGCACAGAUGUGGAACAUGAGUCAUCAGGUGUUUCAGCCCAAAGUGCCUCUCAGGAUGUCAAAGAGGAGUCCACAGCAGAGACGGACGACUACUUCAGUAAAGACUCCACAGCCUGUGAUAGUGCAGCGUCCCCUCUGAGCGAUGAGUCCAGGCUGGAGGACGACAGCGUGUUCCUGUCGCCCACUAAAGCUCGGACCACCGAGGACCUGUUUGCUAUGAUCCACAGGUCCAAACGGAAAGUGUUGGGCAGGAAGGAUUCCACUGAGCUGGGUGUGAGGAACCGCCUCACCGCUGCGUCGGGGAACACUCCACCCAGCAGCGCCGUCAGCUCCCCGGUGUCGCUGGUGUCCCCCUCCUCCGUUGUGACCCCACCGGGCUCGCAGAGAGCCACCGGACCCAUCUACAGGAACGUGAAGAAGUCCAGCACCUCCAACGAGGAGUUCAAACUGCUGCUGCUCAAAAAGGGCAGCCGCUCGGACUCGAGUUACCGCAUGUCGGCUACGGAGAUCCUCAAGAGCCCCGUCGUUCCUAAAUCUCCCGGAGAGACCCUGAUGGAGUCCCCCAGGCAGCCCGAAGAGCCCGCCUCCCCCCUGCAGCAACAGCAGCAGCAUCCAUCAGGACCAGAUCAGCUCUCCAGCCCCUACCCCAAAGCCAACGCCGAGGGCUUCUCCCCGAAAUCCUUCCCCACAUGUGCUGCUUCCAGGCAGGGCCGCUCCAGAAUCCCGCCGCCCGCCAACAGCAGCCGCUACGGCAUGCGCUGCAGACUGUACUCGGCGCCCAUGCAGGCGAUCUCUGAGGGCGAGACCGAGAACUCGGACGGAAGUCCUCACGACGACCGCUCGUCACAGGGCUCCACGUAGAGAGCAGAGUGUCAGAAGGUAUGAAAUUAUUGUUAGUUUACAGUGAAAACACAUGGACCAGAAUGAGUCAUAAUAUAUAUAUAUAUAUGAGAUGUGGUGAGGGCAGGAGUGUCGGUAUGUAGAACAUUAGGGAGAAACCGUGUUGUUAAUAAUCAUACAUUUACUAAUUGUGGCUGAGUUUCAUAGCUGUUUCCUUUUGGUUAAUCUGUGGAUACUUUCAACAGUUUUAUCUGUGUUUAGAAAUGUUUUAUACAUACAGUACGUCUAAAAAAUCUCCUCUCCAUACGAACACGCAGCAUCAGAAACAGUGAGCCAGAGUAUUUACAUCUGCAUUCUGUAGAAGAAUAUGUGACAAAUAGAAAUGAUGAGAAAGACUUGAUUCCAGAUCAGUCCUACAGGAUAAAAACAGGCUUUUAAAAGACAUGAUUUGGUCAGUUUAUGUUGCACAGAGUCAUGUACGACGCCCAACUGGUUGCCUUCCUUCAGCCCUGCUACAGUAUAUCAGCGUUAAAUCUGAACUGUGGUCAGAUUUAUCCUCAGAAUUUAAAAAAAAACUCUCACAUUUAUCAGCAUCUUGUACAAACAGAGAAAUAUAUCGGAUUAACUGUAUUGUAUUCUGUGAAUACCUAUGCAAUGAGUUUUUAAAUGUCUUCACGCCAGUUACACAGAUUAUUUUGACCCCCCCUCGACUGAAGAUCAGGACUAACACUGUGUGAGAGCCAGCAGUGGACAAAUGUGAAGCCUCAGUGCAUCAAGUCGAUUGAUGCAUUUGCACAUUUUACUCAGUCCUUUUAAAAGCAUACUGUCAAUUAUGAGAUAGCUUCGUACGGCAGCAUUUUAAAAUUCUCACGCAAUAAGACGAGAGACUGGAGGCGAGACAGGAAACGUCGAAGCCGAGCACUAACUCGACAAUCUUAGGGGACGAGAGGGGAGCAGGUGUUAACGUGGGAGAUGAAGAAGUGAUCAAAACGUUGGAGGUCGUGAAAUAGGAGAGCUGUAAAAGAAUAAGGAGGUCAUGUGUUUUUUUAAAAAGAAGCGUCAUUUUCUGGUGUGCCGACUUGGUGUGUUUACGAAUCGUUGAAAGAGGCAAGUGGAAAGUGUUCAGGAGGAUUUAUUACGCCUUAUUUUACUCAACAAGAGACAGUACGUGACAAAGCAGCUCGGGCCUCCGCAGGUGGAGUGAUUUUGUGAGAUUUUGGGGUUUUGAUGGAGGACGUGGGGUUAAAUUUGGAGCCAGGUGAUCAUCCGUGAUGAAAAGAACAAGUUCUGGAUUAAGGGAUGUGGCAUUUGCUGCUAUUUUGUACCAAACUCGUCUAUUUUAUUCUCCAUCAAACGCCAACCCGCCACGGUUUCAUGUUUUCUGUGUCGCAGCAAAUGAAAUCUAUUUAUUUUUAUAACUGACACAGAAAACCUCUGCGCGCUCCCUGAUUACACCUUUAAUUGGACGGAAGUAUGCAAUGAAUUGCUGGUGUUACUGACGGCAUAUUUUAUUCAGAUACUUAUUUUGUGUAUUAGAGGCAAAUUUUAAAUCAGACACUGGUCGCAGAGACAAAGCAGCUCAUUAAUGUCCUGAAAAGAUGGCAGGAACAGCCAUAAGCUACAGGUGAGGUUUGAGGAGUGACCCUGAGUCCCACAUAGUCACAGUAAUGUUAGAAGUACAUGGUGUUUAAUGCAGUGAUGGUACUCAACCAUUAUGCAAAGAUGACAGAGUCUAUGUAGCCAUAUUCCCUAUGGAAGACUGUUCUUCCCUAUAGGUACACUGUAAAUAUCAACUUCAUUUUGGCCUUAAUGAUGCUCCGUACUAAUGCAAUGACAUAUAACAGGGUAGACGAUGGGUUAUGUCUGUGAGCCGUCAUUCCAACCAUUUCAUUUUUAUUCUUUUUGUUUUUUUGCACUGAUAAAGUGACGUUUGUGAAGUUCCAGCUGUCUCUUGCUGUACCUGGAGAUAUUUAUAGACUUUUCCAUGCAGCUGUUUGAAUCAUUCUCACUCUUGGAGUGGUGGAGUAGACGCUUUCUGCCAAAGGCUCGAACGUGCACACGGCAUCAAACUGUUUUUCUCCUCUCGUUUACUUGACCGAGACGUUCUUGACAACAUAAAACCGAUACUAAAGAUGAGUCGCAGCGUAACUUAUGGUACUAGAAGCAUUUCACUCCGGAUCAGCCUCGACAUACUGUAGGUGUCAGCUUUGUAUUUUUUGUACAAACGUGUAAAUACGAUAACUUUUGGAAUUGUCACAAAGGUUGUUGAAUUGUUUCUUAUGUAAAAAUAAAAAAUGUUUUCAAAGUUUACAUUAAUUUCAAACCUUUGUAUAUUUUUGAGCUGUGGAACACUUUGUCUUGUAUUUAUUUUUUAGUAAGCAUUGUGGAGAUCCCAUAGUAAAUCCUAUCAGUGCGAGCACAACAGGCUGCUUAGCGAAUGUGUAUGAAAAGACAAAUAAAUGUGACUGCUUUGAAAAUGG